Molecule: messenger RNA, 2227 nt
Organism: Ornithorhynchus anatinus (platypus)
Lineage: Eukaryota; Metazoa; Chordata; Mammalia; Monotremata; Ornithorhynchidae
Product: complement factor H-related protein 1-like
Exons: 10
Coding region: 221-1837 (538 amino acids)
Source: RefSeq, a predicted model, not a curated record
UACAACUCUGUGGCAACACUCUCGAAAAAUACCAUUUGGAGCAUUCCAUUGCUGAUCUCUGCUGCCUUAAGAAAUCGAGCAAAAGCUUUGACGGUGUUGGAGUGAGGUCCAACUCCUGGCUCGGAAAGGAAUUCUUUUGCAAAAGUAAAUAGACGGGAGAGCUGAGGUGGAAAUAGAACUAUUAAAUAUCCUGGUUCACCUUUGCUUGUCCAAUAGAGAGAUGAGACGUUUUCUGUUUUCACUCCUGUGGUGUUUCUCUGGCUUUGCAGGAAAAGGCGUUUCAGAAUGUGUGGAUCCACCUGAGAUAGACUUUGGAGAGAUCAUAAGUGAUUCGGAGCACAAAUAUGGCGAUAAAGUGCAAUAUGGAUGUGACCUGGCCUAUACCUUGUCUGGUUCAGAGUGGAUUACCUGCACUGGAAGCAAGUGGACACCACCCCCAAAAUGCUUAGCCCCUUGUAGAAUCACAAAGCAGGAGCUGGAUGAGAGAAAACUACUUUUGUCCAAUAACCGAAGUCGCACUGUAUCAGUUCCUCACGGUGAAAGCCUGAAAUUCAGAUGCAAGCAAACAUAUACAAUAAAACAGCCUUUGAUCGGGAUGUGUGUUGAUGGACACAUGGAUUUCCCAUUAUGUAUCCUCGGACCCUGUUUUUUCACAGAAGAAGACUUGGCAACCAGGAACAUGGUGAUGGCAACUGGGUCACGUGUACCUCAAUACAUACAAGUUGGUGCCUCCUUUGAAAUCAUGUGUAAAUCAGGAUAUAUUCUUGAAUCCGAAUGGAAUUUUGUGGUACAAUGCAAAAAAGACCAAACUGUUUAUCCUAAAUGCAUCGAACUUUGCGUAUUAUCAGAUGCCAAAAUGGAGGAAAACAACAUACAAUUAUUCUGGGCCACUUCCAUCAGGCAUGUGUUUAGUCAUUUAGCUGUUCUUGAUUUCGUAUGUAGAAGCGGCUAUACGGCAGAUCCUAAUUCGUCGCCUUUCCAAGUCCGGUGUUUAAAAGGAAAAAUGCAAUAUCCCAAAUGUGCUACUUCAGUCUCAUGUCGAAUCACAGAGCGAGACCUGAAUGUUGGAAGACUACUUUUAACCAAUAACCAAAGUCUCCCUCUAGCAAUUCCUCAUGGUGGAAACCUGGAAUUCAGAUGCGAACAGAACUACACCCUUAUACAGCCUUCAGUCAGAAAGUGCGUUAAUGGAACCAUGGACUUCCCCUUAUGUGUCUUCACAAGUGGAAAGAAUUGUAGUACUGCUCCCGGAAUUCCAAAUGGAGAUAUUGUUUCUUUAAAUAAAGCGGCGUACCCAGCUGGAGCCUUUGUAGAGUACAGAUGCCAAAAUUUAUAUACGCUGGAUGGUCUAAACAAGUCUUUCUGUUCUGAUGGACGAUGGACAGCUGCACCCAAGUGUUUAAGGCCUUGUUUCUUCACGGAGGAACUCUUGGCAAAAUGGAACAUGACAGUAGCAACUGGGUCACGUGUACCUCGAUACAUAAAAAUUGGUGCCUCCUUCAGAAUCAAAUGUAACUCAGGUUACGUACUUGAAUCCCACUCUAAUGAUAUGAUACAGUGCAAAAGGGACCAGAUUAUUUAUCCUAAGUGCACAGAGAAAUGUGUGCUCAAUUCAACAAAAAUGGAGAUGAAUAAUUUACAGAGGUCACAGACAUUUUUCCAGAAUGUAAGGAGGCCAUUGAGAUUUUUCCAGAAGUUACUUCCCAUUUAUUUAGUUAAUUCAAAUUUUUUUGAAUUUGAAUGUAAAAGAGGCUAUACGAAAGACCCUGUAUCUUCUCCGUUCAAAGUGAGAUGCUUGGAUGGAACAAUAGAAUACCCCAAGUGCAUUGCAUUAUAGUUACGCACAACGACUCCAGAAAAAUAUGAAGAAAAAUAUACAGUUGACAUAAUCUUCUCAUAGUAAGCGCUUAACAAAUACCACGGUUAAAAAAAGAAAAUGCUUUCCAGGCCUGUAACCGAUUUGGAUUUGAAUGUAAAAGUAGUUAGACGAAUGUUUCAGGUGUUCUAUUCAUCAGUAGAAUUUACUGAGCACCUACUGCGUGCCAAGCUCUGUACUAAGCACUUGGGAACGAUUUGAGGUUGAGGAGCUUACAAUCCAGUGGGGUGAUAGAUGUUAAAAAAUAAUUUAUAAAUUGGAGCCACAAAGAGACUGAAAAUUUAGUUGUAUGAAUAGAUGAUAUGGAGGAAAGUGCUGUGACAUUUUCGUAAGUGCUGAGGUGAUGGAAAA